Orcinus orca (killer whale) is the source of this 5321-nucleotide messenger RNA. It is a transcript of the gene POU6F1, whose product is annotated as POU class 6 homeobox 1. The transcript has 12 exons. Lineage: Eukaryota; Metazoa; Chordata; Mammalia; Artiodactyla; Delphinidae. Gene Ontology annotation, biological process: regulation of transcription by RNA polymerase II. The coding region runs from base 476 to 2311 and encodes 611 amino acids. The record is from RefSeq and is a predicted model, not a curated record. Gene Ontology annotation, molecular function: RNA polymerase II cis-regulatory region sequence-specific DNA binding; DNA-binding transcription factor activity, RNA polymerase II-specific.
GAGAAAAAUAUAUAUAUACCUGACCGCCCCCCACACUGCUCCCCCUUCUCGCUUCCCGCCCGUCCCCUCUCCGCCCAGCGCAGCCCGCGGGGUCCCCUUCGGCUCUGCCCAGCCCGGGCUGGGGGCCCGGGGGCGGCGGCGGGUCCAGACCGGCUCCCGGGCCGAGCCGAGCCCAGCCAAGCCGCACUGGCUUCUUUGUCUGAGGGCGGCGGCUGCCCCGGCCCCGGCCCCCGGCCCCCUGGCUCGAGCUGUGAGAUGAAUCUCUAAUCGGUUGACGCCGGGCACCCGGGGCGAAGGCGGCUGGGGCUCCGAUGGCAGCUCUGCAGGAGGUAAGUAGGUGCACAAUUUAAAUAUAAAUGUGGUGUAGAGCUGGAGAUGCUGAUGUCAACAAACAACCUUGCUGGAGAGGAUUAUGUCAAAAAUUUGAAAGGAUGUGUAGGUGUGGGCCAGCCCCACCCCACCCUGACAAGUGACCAUGGAUCCUGGAGCCGGGCCAGACUCAUCUCUGACUGUCAAUGAGCAGGUCAUCGUGAUGUCAGGCCAUGAGACCAUCCGAGUUCUGGAGGUUGGAGUGGAUGCCCAGAUCCCUGCUGAGGAGGAGGGCAAAGCACUGGAAGGUGUGGCCGCCGAGGGCUCCCAGAGCGGAGGCCCCACCAAAGCCGGUGAAGCUGCUGGUGAAGCUGGGCCAGACAACCCAGACUCCUCCGCAGAGGCAACUGUGAAGUCACUCCCGGGGAUGCCUCCGAGCCCUGCCCCUGCCGUUGCCACCUUCAGCCAAGCCCCAUGCCAGCCUCAGGCAUCGCAGACCCUGACACCGCUGGCGGUACAAGCUGCCCCCCAGGUCUUGACUCAGGAAAACUUAGCCACAGUUCUGACAGGAGUUAUGGUUCCAGCAGGGGCAGUUACUCAACCUCUUCUUAUCCCCAUCAGUAUUGCAGGUCAAGUGGCUGGUCAGCAGGGGCUGGCCGUGUGGACAAUUCCUACAGCAACCGUGGCUGCCCUCCCAGGACUGACCGCUGCUUCUCCCACGGGGGGAAUUUUCAAGCCACCUUUAGCCGGUCUCCAAGCAGCUGCCGUGCUGAACGCCGCUCUCCCGGCACCUGUACAAGCUGCCCCACCAGCCCAGGCCUCCUCGCCCACCCGGCCCCAACCGCCAGCCCAGCCCCAGACGCUGAUCCAGACCCAGCCGCUGCUGCAGACCACACCUGCCAUUCUGCCGCAGCCCACUGCUGCCACCGCGACUGCCCCCACCCCCAAGCCAGUGGACAGCCCCCCACAGAUCACCGUUCAGCCUGCAGGCUUCGCGUUUAGCCCAGGAAUCAUCAGUGCUGCUUCCCUCGGGGGACAGACCCAGAUCCUGGGCUCCCUCACUGCAACUCCGGUCAUUGCCAACGCCGUUCCCAGCAUGCCGGGGAUCAGCAGUCAGAUCCUCACCAACGCUCAGGGACAGGUUAUUGGAACACUUCCGUGGGUAGUGAACUCGGCUAGCGUGGCGGCCCCAGCACCAGCCCAAAGCCUGCAGGUCCAGGCUGUGACCCCCCAGCUGUUGUUGAACGCCCAGGGCCAGGUGAUCGCAGCCCUGGCCAGCAGCCCCCUGCCUUCUCCCGUGGCUGUCCGGAAGCCAAGCACUCCUGAGUCCCCCGCUAAGAGUGAGGUGCAGCCCAUCCAGCCCCCGGCAGCCAUGCCCCAGCCAGCUGUGGUCAUCGCCAGCCCAGCCCCAGCGGCCAAGCCAGCUGCCUCUGCUCCUAUCCCGAUCACCUGCUCAGAGACCCCUACUGUCAGCCAGCUGGUGUCCAAGCCACAUACCCCGAGUCUGGAUGAGGACGGGAUCAACUUAGAAGAGAUCCGGGAGUUUGCCAAGAACUUUAAGAUCCGGCGGCUAUCCCUGGGCCUCACGCAGACCCAGGUGGGUCAGGCUCUGACCGCGACGGAAGGCCCAGCCUACAGCCAGUCAGCCAUCUGCCGGUUUGAGAAGCUGGACAUCACGCCCAAGAGCGCGCAGAAGCUGAAGCCAGUGCUGGAGAAGUGGCUGAAUGAAGCCGAACUCCGGAACCAGGAAGGCCAGCAGAACCUGAUGGAAUUUGUGGGAGGCGAGCCCUCCAAGAAACGCAAGCGCCGCACCUCCUUUACCCCCCAGGCCAUAGAGGCUCUUAACGCCUACUUCGAGAAGAACCCGCUGCCCACAGGCCAGGAGAUCACCGAGAUUGCUAAGGAGCUCAACUAUGACCGGGAGGUCGUGCGGGUCUGGUUCUGCAACCGGCGUCAGACGCUCAAGAACACCAGCAAGCUGAAUGUCUUUCAGAUCCCUUAGGGCUGAGCCCCCAGCCCUGUGUUCCAGCACUUUGUACCUUCCCUUGGCACCCGGCUGCAGCCACCGCCCUGCGGCAUCUGUCAUUCUGCCACACGUGGCUGUGUUUGCCCUGGGUCGUGAGACUACACUGUGCGCCUGUGUUUCAGCCCCCUCCCCCUCCCCCCAUAUCGUCCACAUCCUGGGGAGGGCAGUGGGGCCCGUCUGAGACCUCCAGGCUUGGGCAUGGUCACGCCAAGGGAGGGGAUUUGUGGUGUCACUUGAAGAAGCACUUUGCUAAUGUGGUUUUUGAAGGGUGAAUUCUGGUUGGGAACCGGAAACUCCCCUCUCUGGGGCAGGGCUGCUGCAGCCUCUGAGGGCUGCUGCAGCCUCUGAGGACGACUGGCCAUUAGCUCUUGUUUCCGACAGCAUUCUCUUUCCACUCUCCCUCCUCCUUUGCUCCUCUGGCAGGUACGGUGGCUAGUCCAGCAGAAACACAGCCUCACACCCGCCCCCCGUCCCCCACCCUCUGCCUGCAGGUACACUGUCCCCUGAAAGAACCCAACACAUACAAUUCUGAAAAGGGUGAUGCGCUGCUCAGAAGGUCAGAUGCCAUGUCUGCCUUGACCUCAAGGUCAGAAGGUUUCCACAGCCCUGGGGCCAGAACAUGUGAUCUCCUCUCCCCAUCUCUCCCUGGUUCCUUUGGGAGGGUGGAAAAUUGCCGUAAAACAGAAUCUUUUCUUUUGUAAAUCAUGUUGGAAGGAAGCAACAGUGAACUCUAGCUGUCCUGGAGUUGACCUGGGUCUAUAGCAGGUUGGGAACUUAGUAAAUAAGGCCAUCUGCCCAGAUUUUAAUCUGAUCUCUGUCCCUGGCCAUCUCCACAUCAGAAUGGUGUGGUUAAGAGAGCUUGCAGCCUGGAAAAUCCUCCGGCCCAGCUAAGCAGGCACUGGGUUGGGGGGUGGGGGGGUGGAAAUGAGGAAAGGAAUGCUGACUCUCUCUUGUCCUCACACUCACCGCCCCCCCAGUCCUGGGCCCUUCUCAGAAGCAGCAAAUUAAACAAGAAGCCAGACAGCAAGGCCCUGGGGAAAAAAAGCCAAGAUCCAGAAAGAGCUGAUGGCAGCCCUGGAAGGUCUCUUUGUGGAAAGUGACUUAACUCUAAUUUUCUUUGGAACUUGAAGUCUUGGAUACUGGAGGAGAAAUCUAACUUUGUCCAGAGUCUUAGACCACGUGUUUGUGUAAGCAGUCCCCACAGUGCGCUUCUAAGCUAAGAAUACCCCUGGAGCAGGCUGGGGUUUGCCUUCAGAGAGGGUAGCUAUGGUACAUUGGGGGUUGGCAUCUCAUCCGAGCUGUUAAGUGAGUUUCCCAGCCUCACUGUGGCUGGGCCUCCCCUGGAAUUCAGUAGGGGAUCAGGAGAGCACUGCAAGGUUUGCUGAGAUGAGCCCAGACAUGCUGUGUAGACUAGACUUAAAGGGUCACACACAAGUCACAGGGGUGAGCCACCCCCUCCUUUCACAACUCCUGUCCUUACAGAGCCAGGUCUCUAGGUCUCUACAAUAAACCCUGAAGAGGUGACUGCCAGGCGAGGGCACAUCACCACCUCUGUCAGACACUGGUGCAGAGCCUAGCCUCGCUUCCUCUGGCAUGCUGUGUUUCCUUUCCUGCCUGCAGCUGCCCCCUCCCAGGCCCUACAAAGCCAGUGUGGCCGCCCUCUUGGUAGCUCUGCCAGUGAGAAGGCAGUUGUGUGUCCAAUGGCCCGCUCCCGCCUACCCCACGCCACUGCAUCCUGACCAGCGAAACGUGCUCGAGUGUGGUGGAGGAUGAGGAAGCAGGUGGGCACCUUGUCUGCCCCAGCCUCCCGGGAGAGACUACGUCUCCAAGGGUAAGGCUCCGCACUCAAGUUCAGGGUUAUCAACCUGUCUCAAUGAGAUGACGAGCUCACUUGAGAGGGGUGUUGUAAACAAGUUUUCAGUAAGAAUAAAGUAGUGCCAGAGUUUGUAAAGGAUUCAGUCACUUAUAGUUCAAUAAAUUAGACAGAUAUGGGUUUUUACCCUCAAGCCCUUGUGUUCAGAUAUGCUUUCUUUUUUGGGAGAGACAGGUGGGUCGUGGCUGGUGCCCUGGGAGUAGCAUAUAGCCCAGGGCGUGUCUGUGGCAGUGGAUAUGCGGGAGGACACCAUCUGUCCUGUGACACGGCAGGAAAAAGCGGAUGCACUGCUGCUCUAAAUUAGGCCUGGCCAUGCUUUCUUAGCUCCUCCCGCAUCUAAAUGUGUCUUCCCAAGGCUGGGCUAGAACUAAAGCAUUUUUUCCUCUGCUGGAAUGACGAGUCGGUCUUUCAGAGGAACAAGUCCAGGGGCAGAAUGUUUGCAGGCUGAAUUCCCCAGGCAGGGGGGUACAGGAUGCCCCUGAAGUGUGCCCAAACCAGAGCUCACCGGCCUGAUCUCUGCUCUUGUUUCCCCUACCACAGGGCCCCCAGAGAGCAGCAGUGGCCCUGAGGUGGGUUUUUUGUUUUGUUUAUAUUUUUGUUUUGAGUAGCAUCAGGUUCUGAAGGGAGUUGAUAUCAAUUUUGUUUUGAAAGCACCUUUCUGGUUAUCAGCCAGAUCUCAGUGGCUCCCUUACCAUGGAAAGGCAGGAGAAAGGGCAGAAAUGGCUUAACUGUUUGCAUGUGUUUUGUUUGUUAUUGUUUCAAAGACCAAAACUUUCUAUGGCUUAAUGAAUUGGCUGGGGCCUUUGACCCUGCACUAAUCAAGGCAUUUUAUCCAGGUGGGGUCCAGGGAAAGAAUUCAGUCCAAUGGGUUAAGGAACCCAUUUGACUUUGGAAUGAGAGACCCUGACAUUUUUGUGUCCUUGGAAAUCCAAUCACCUUCCGAUGCCUAGAUUCCCUUCCUGUCUCCUAGGCCAGGCUCUGACGCUGAGGUUCUGACUGAUCCCGGACGUGGGACAAAGUCUGCUGAGAGCUGGAGUGAGGGGUCAGGAGGGGAGAAUGGGGGAGAAGCACUUGAUGUAGUUGUGUGGAAUAAACGGUAUUUUUUCUUUUGUA